Messenger RNA from Cornus florida, 1355 nucleotides. Its product is annotated as glucose and ribitol dehydrogenase. The record is from RefSeq and is a predicted model, not a curated record. The coding region runs from base 1 to 1023 and encodes 340 amino acids. The transcript is spliced from 3 exons. Gene Ontology annotation, molecular function: oxidoreductase activity. Lineage: Eukaryota; Viridiplantae; Streptophyta; Magnoliopsida; Cornales; Cornaceae.
AUGGCUUCCGAUGGCCGGCAGUUCCCUCCCCAAAGGCAGGAGACACAGCCUGGAAAAGAGCAUCUCAUGGACCCCACUCCUCAGGCUGCAACCCCUGAAUACAAGCCCGCUAAUAAGCUUCAAGGCAAGGUGGCACUUGUGACCGGCGGUGACUCCGGCAUAGGCCGGGCCGUGUGCCACUGCUUCGUAUUGGAAGGUGCAACCGUGGCCUUCACCUAUGUGAAAGGCCACGAGGACAAGGAUGCACAGGACACCCUCCAAAUGCUAAAACGAGUGAAGAGCUCCGAUGCGAAGGAGCCGAUUGCAAUAGCGGCCGACUUGGGUUUCGAUGAGAAUUGCAACAGAGUUGUCGACGAGGUGGUGAACGCCUAUGGCCGGAUUGACAUUCUGGUCAACAAUGCCGCCGAACAGUACAAGGCCACCACGGUUGAAGAAAUUGAUGAAGCUAGGCUUGAGAGGGUGUUUAGGACCAAUAUUUUUUCUUACUUCUUUAUGGUCAGGCAUGCUUUGAAGCACAUGAAGCAAGGGAGCUCCAUCAUCAACACCACAUCAGUGAAUGCAUACAAGGGGAAUGCAAAGUUGCUGGACUACACAGCCACCAAAGGUGCAAUUGUGGCAUUCACUAGAGGACUUGCACUGCAGCUCGUGAGCAAAGGAAUACGCGUCAAUGGCGUCGCCCCCGGCCCGAUCUGGACGCCGUUGAUCCCGGCCUCGUUCAGCGAAGAGGAGAGUGCAAAUUUUGGGUCGCAGGUGCCAAUGAAGAGGGCUGGUCAGCCAAUUGAGGUUGCUCCAUGCUAUGUCUUCCUUGCUUCUAAUGUGGACUCCUCUUAUAUUACAGGACAAGUUCUUCACCCUAAUGGUAUGUCCUUCAAUGACUUUUUACAUGUUCAAUUGACAUGCUUAAUGACUUUAUUUACUUCUUCUUCUUAUUAUUUUUUUGGGUUUUUAUUUAUUUAUUAUUAUUUUUUUGGGUGUUUAUUUAUUUAUUUAAUUUUUGCAGGAGGAACGAUAGUUAACGCUUGAAGAAUUGAAGGGUUUGUUGGGGGUGCCUUUAAGUUUCUUUUGUGGUGGUGUCUUUUGAUAUGUUUGUAUGGUCCAAGGGGUAUGUAAUAGUACAAUGCUUUUGUGUAUGAAAGAAUCCAUUUCAAGAAAGUUUCUUGUUUAAUUUAGGAUCAUCUCCCUGUGUGUUGUGUGUGUGUAUGUGUGUGUGAAAAUUACAUUAGGCUUCAUUAAAUUUGUUAGCAAACUGGAAACGAAGAUUUUUUUGUUAUGGGAAGUGGGAACAUAAAAGAAUAUAUGAUUGGGAAAAAGAUCAUACUGAUGACUGUUUGGGCCUGAGAUUUUGGGCCCCUCGU